UUAUUGGCUCAGUUGUUAGUGGAUGCUAGACCGAUGAGCAGCGCGCGGUUCAGUUGACGGUUCCUCCUGUUUCGUUUCGCGUUUCCGUUCCGAGUUCACGUUCUCGAGUCAUCAUGUUGAUACACAGUGCUUUAGUGCUUUUCUCGGGAGUGAUGGCCGUGUCGAUGGUGGCCGCCUCGACGGUUCCCAGUGCCGCCGACGGGAGCUUCAGCAUUGUUACGAAGUUGUACGACGAAUGUUCGGCCAAAGAUUACAGUUUGAGCACGUGUUUUAAGAUGAAGGCAGUGACUCUGUUCGACCGGGUGGCCCGCAGUGAUUCCAUUCCGUUCGGCGAGCAGCUGUCCUUCGUCAAGGAGGAGAAAGACCGACAGGACUACGGCCGCGCCAUCACCGAAAAUGAUCUCGAGUCCAGCCUGGCCUCCACCAGCGAGGAACAGAAGGAUACCACCCUUAACUCCAUGCUCUUGGACCGAGUUUCCCGCUUCAUGAACAGCCAUACCAUCAAAAUUAGUUUACCCAAAUUGUCCUCUGAGGAUCUCUCUAGGAGUUUAGAAGAAGCCCGAGGGAAGUCCAAGAAGCAGAUGAGCAUGAUCAUGAUGGCCAUCGCCAUGAAGGCAAUGAUGCUAAUCCCGUUGGCGAUCGGAGCCCUGUUCCUGCUGGCAGGAAAGGCCUUCAUCAUCUCCAAGAUCGCCCUUGUCCUGGCCCUCAUCAUCACCCUCAAGAAGCUCCUCUCCAAACAACACGAGCACCCGCAUGAGCACGGAUGGUCCUCUGGCGGUGGUGGCCACGGCGGUGGAUGGGACAGGCGCUCGCUCAUCAAUGACGUCACCCACAACCUCGCCUACGGAGCCCAGAAGCCCCAGCAGUAAAUCAAUCAAAACCCCAUGAAUGUGGGGACCGACUCAGCGUUCCAUUUCCCGCCAAUAAAUAUGACCGUCCAAAUCAGUUCGCCCUAAUCGCCAACGAGAUCCAGAGACUCCGAGCUCCAAGCCUCGAGAAACAUAACGGCACGAUUCUCAUUAUGUUUCUAUUUCGUCGAAUUUGACGUGCCGAAGGCUCUAAGCACAAACAUAAGAUUAUUUAAGAAGAUCCCUUUUAGUAAAAAUUAAAUAAAAAAAAAAGUGUCUGAAAGUAGCCUCAAUGAAUCAGCAGUUUUUAAAAGCUACACAAUCCAAUUUCGCAGAUAUUAUCGUUUUUUGGUCGUAUAGAUUCUAACCUAACGAUGCGCGAUUUUGUUCAAGGCUACUGGGAUAAUUUGAUCUCCUAGAAUAACAUUGAAAAUAGUUAAUGUGUUUAUAGGGGAUCAAUUUCCCGUAAGAAGUGAGAUGUGAUCUUUUCCACAAGAAUAUUUUUUAAACACGCUUAAAAUCAAAAAUUUAAAGUUUAAUGAGAGAGUUCAAGUUGAAUUGAACAUUCAAUUCUGGAUUGAUGGUUCUCAUUUUGCAGAUAUUGGUUCUUGUUUAAUAAUUGUGCCAAAAAAGUGACUGUUUUUUCAAUUAGAACAAUGCGCGUUGUCUCAAAUUAAUUUGAAUUUAACGACUUUAAAAAGGAUCUUUGAUAUGUUACUUAAAUCGGUUGUUAUUGAUCACUCAUCAUUGACAUAGUGCCGAUGAUUUGAACGUUAUUUGAAAAUAUUCCCCGACAACCGCACACCCUUUUUUUUACGAAACAAAGUUCGAACUUGUAAGUCUCAAGGCAGAUUGAAAUAAUCUUCUCCUCCAUGCUCAAACUUCCCCUGAUUUUUCAAAGAUGUACUUUUGUAAAUGUUAACUUAUUUAUUUAUGUCUUAAUUUAUUUCUUAAUUUUUAAGUAAUUUAUUAUAUGAACCAUAAAAUUUAUGAAGUUCAUAAAUUUUUGAAUGUAAUUGAUUUUUUUCAAUGAUAGAAUCUCGAUAAAAGCUGUAAAUACCCGUGACUUAAAGUCUCAGCAGUUUUGCCAAAUGUUUCGUUCUAAGUCAUUUAUUUAUAUUCGAAAAAAAUUAAAAACAAAAUUUCAACGGCCAUGAUAUUUCUGUAAUUGUAAACUACAUCUUGUACAAACCGCAGAAACACAAAGCGUGAGGCAUCCAGUGAUAUAGAAUGCAAUCAUCAUCAAAUUAAAAAAGAGAUUGAAUGACGACCAACAUUGACGCGACUGACAUUUAUCUCAUUUAUAUCACAAAGAAAUGAAUUUUGCACCAUAAAAUCUGAUAAAUAUACGAUAACCAAUUUUCUUACCCUUGAGACGUAGAUUAGGCGCAGAUACAGAACUGACAGAGAAAAGAAUCGCAUUUCUAACCAAAAUAUGGCUGUGAAAAAUUACUCCCCUCUCCUUACUCUUACUAUGAAUCCGAACCAUCAAAACAGUUGCCAACUCUACUAAAUUGGAUGAGAUUACCAAAUACCACACCGUACUCGCUUUACAACUUCAGUGACUCGAUGUUGUCUCCGUAUGAACUUGAAACUACCAUACAACCUAUCUCAACCAUGACGGACUUCCAAUUUAUCUAUAUGAUGAUGACCGAUCACGAAACACUAGGCAACGUUCCCAAAAUGACAAUAUCAAACGCACAUCACGAACGACUCUAUAUCUCAAUACCACACUUCACGGCAUGUUAGGGCCCUGCAGGACACAACAAAUGCAAUCAACAAAAUGUCACCCUCGACGUGAUCGCUUUCCAUCGCUCAUUUUUCCAGACCGCAUCCUCCAUAUUUACCUGGAGGUUCCCGGUCUGCUCAAGCUGAAACGGCACCAAAUUAUUUCUUGCUUUUCUGCAACCGGUUGCACUGCUCACGGUCAGUCAGUAUACGGUAAAAUGCAUUUAAAUAGAUGAUAUAUAAGAAAGGACCACCCGCAAAUGAUAUCAUUAACUGCGCCAUUUGAUCGAAGCUUUUUGAGCCUCUUCCGCUUUCUCCUCCGUUUGCUUAGUCAUUGCUUUAUUGCAUUUUCCCGCGAUGUUUGAUAUUAUUUCCUCUACUGAGUAUUUCCUUCCUUCCAGUUCACAUGCUUCCCGGUACCCUAUCUCUUUUCACCGACGACAACCCCUUACCUUCACUUUAAACUACUUACUGAAUGACUACUUACUGAAACGACUUUAUGACUUUUAAAUACGGAACCAUUAUACCGCAAACUCUUACUGACGGCUCAGACAUAUGCUUUCAAAAGCAGACAUUUUCCAACUUAAGUAUCAGACUGAGUAUCAAUUGAUACUCCUUUUCGGUGAGAGUCUGACGAGCUAGUUUUGUAUAUUAUCAUAUCGAUAACUAUUUUGAUAUGUGACUCGACGACAAUUUACUUAUUACGAAACUACCUGUGAGACACGACAGACGGACUUUCGAUUUAUAUUGAUAAAAAAGCAAUACACUGUUAGAGAUAUCUUCGUUCUCGCGUUACUUUUGGAUAAUACAGAUGUGAAAUACAAACAACACCAAUUUUGUGUUGAUUUUGUGUUUUUCUUCCGGUAUUAACCAAACUUUUGCGUUGAAAUGUCUCUCAGUGUAGAACUGACCGUGGGAGGAUCAACAGCCUCAACAUGGCGAAGUUUAACGUAGGCACGCAAAAACUCGACGCUUUGACAAACGAAUUUGACGUUGACUGACGCGAACGAGGAACGACGCUCCUCAAUUACCCCGACUGAACUUAAUUGACGCGAAUGAAAACGAAACUUACGCGGGGCAUGACUCUGCUUUCCUGCGAUCCCCGACUUACUUUCACUGGCACGAUUGAAUUAAGGGUCCCCGACUCUGACUCUGAGACGGACGAAAACUGAAUGACGCGAGACUCAGACACACAUCAUUACUGACAUUAUAUCAACGAUCAUUAUCAAUAAUACCGACUCCGAGGCAGACCCCACGACUGGAGAUCCUCGCAGACCGCUAAUUGAAAUUAACCUCACGACGGGACGUACGCAUUGACCGCGGCUCAUGGAAAAUGA
Messenger RNA from Bemisia tabaci, 3913 nucleotides. RefSeq names its product DUF1676 domain-containing protein Osi12. Gene Ontology annotation, cellular component: membrane. Lineage: Eukaryota; Metazoa; Arthropoda; Insecta; Hemiptera; Aleyrodidae. The record is from RefSeq and is a predicted model, not a curated record.